This is a messenger RNA of Girardinichthys multiradiatus, 2012 nucleotides long. Its product is annotated as C2 calcium-dependent domain-containing protein 4C-like. NCBI's taxonomy places the organism in Eukaryota, Metazoa, Chordata, Actinopteri, Cyprinodontiformes, Goodeidae. Bases 229 to 1512 code for a protein of 427 amino acids. The transcript has 3 exons. The record is from RefSeq and is a predicted model, not a curated record.
CCCCGUCGUAUAAAGAGAGUGCCUGAUCUGGCAACCCCUCUAACCGCUGGCGAGCGCUGAGGAGCGCGCUUCAACUAGCAGGAAAAGACCCUUUUACGCACGGAGAUCUUAGAGAGGCUGCGACGAGCGCUUCAUUUUAAUCAUCGGGAAAAAGAGUUUACAAACAACAGUUUUACUUGUUUUCUCUUUGUGCAUCACCAAGCUGUGAGCUAAAGCAUCUGAGUGGGCAUGUGGUUGCUGGAGAAGCUCCGCAGCUCUGUGAAGAGCAGUGGGAUACAUUCCCAGCCCCCGCAGACAACAGAGGCCAUUCCUGUUGCUGUUUAUGCCAAUGUGCUCACUCCCGAAAGGAUCCCAGAUUUUUUCAUCCCACCCAAACUCAUCUGCUGUCCCCCUGAGGAGUCCACCAGCCCGGAGCCCAAGCCCCGUGCCAAUCUGAGACCCUCCUCCUCUGACCACGCCAUCUGCAGCCAGAGCCCCCGAGCUCAAAGCAGCAAGAACAUCUGCAGCCCUCGCCUUUUCUCCCGCAACCUGCAAAAGUCUGCCAACCGUCACAUCAUCCAGAUAGAGAGUGCAGACGAGCUGGGCACCGGGGCCAACGACAGGCUUGGCGUGGAUGUCAACACCAAUGCUGACCCCCAGUCACAGACUGCAAUGUCCCUGCCAUACGUCCCCAAGGCUCAGACCUCCUACGGAUUCUCAACAAUAGUUGAGUCUCCGCACACCAGGCGCAAGGAGAGCCUGUUCCACAGUGAUCCCAACAGCCCCCUCAACUCCCCAAAUUCCCAGAGGCGUUCCCAAGGGGGGACUCUGUUGGCCCCGGCUGACCCUAAUCCCUACCGCUACUUCAGUGGAGGAGAGAGUGACACCUGCUCUUCUGCUGAGUCGUCCCCAUUUAACUCCCCCCUUCUCUCCAGGUCUGCUUCCCUACUUCGAUCUAUUACCCAAGAAACCCAGGCCAAGGUAUCUCGAGCAAGACGCUCCCUGGCACGCCACAGUUCUCUCUCCACUGAUGAAUGCAGCUCAGCAGACAACAGCCCCAAGAUGCAGCGGCGACGCACUCGCUGCCCCCCCUCUCCCGCCUUCCGCGGAGCAAAAGCCAGCAGCUCUAGGUGUGCAACCUCAGAUCUCUUGCAGCGCGAGCACACCAUCAACCUCCACAAGGGGGGAACCCUGAGGCUGAGCACCCACUAUGACCUUGAGGCCGCCCGGUUGAGGGUGCGCAUACUCACCGCCGAGGCCCUCUACAACAGGCAGACAGACCUGAAAAGCAUUAACUGCUGCGUGUCGCUCUACCUGAACCCCGGCAAGCAGCAGAAACAAAGGAGCACCAUCAUCAAGAACAGCAGGAACCCCGUGUUCAAUGAGGACUUUUUUUUCGAUUCCCUGCCCCAGGCGCAAGUGAAGAAUCUGGCCAUGAAGAUAAAGGUUGUGAACAAAGGAACCAGUCUGAAGAGAGACGUGCUUUUAGGAGAAAGGGAGGUGCUGCUCAGAGAGCUGCUCGCAAACCUCUAGGGAGGCCUUGUCAAGGCUCUGGUGAAAGCAAGCGUCUUGUCUUCUCUCUGCCGACCUUUUCAUCCCACCUUUCCGGAUAUUGGGCAAGAAGCAGCAUACUGAUGACAAGGAAGCUGCAUCUUGCAUACUGUGUUGUGUGUGUCAACAGAGUCCCUUUGGUCAUGAGUAGUUAAAUUUAAACAAAGAUAUGCAGACAUAAUAUAAGUGCUUGCUGGUAUGUGAGCAUUGUGAAUGGCACAUGGUUGUUUGUGUAUUUUUCUUGACGCGCUGACUUCCAAAAGGUGUUGACCCUCUCUGAUGUAGCUCAUGUCAGCUGAUAUGUCUAACUGGAAGUUGUAUUUUUGUAAUAAAUCUUAAUAUUGCAAAAGUUUUGCAUGUCACUGUGCACAUUAAAAUGCCUCUGUGUACAUUAAAUACUGUAUUUAAAUGACUCAUAUUGUAAAUAUGACAUGCAAUGUGUUAAGUUUCAGAACUUGCCAAUAAAAAACAUGACAAGAGGA